AGCCCGGAUAAAUGUUUUGCGGGCGGACCCGCACCUCUUACACUACUGCUUGUGACUCCUUAUGUAGUACUUCUGGAUUGGGAGUUUGGCGGCAUCGAAUGCAGUGCAAGUUUGGAGCGUGUGGUUGCGAGUCGGGCUGCCGAGCGCCGACGUACCUGCGCUUGCUGCCUGGGAGCAACGGUCGGCGCUGCACGCCGCCUACUCCGGCUGCAGCCUACUAGCCUGGCGAGACGACCGCGACACGACUCAUACGACGUGCGGCCCUUUCUCCUUCGCGCGCACGGGGCCCGACGCGGCGCAGCGCGUGGCUGGCAGCCGGGGCGACGCCCGCGCCGCUGCUGGCUGGUGCUGGGUCAGCAGUCACAUGUAUCAGUGCGCGGCCGGGGUCCAACGCGGACAGCGCGCGCACAUCCGCGAACACGUGGCGUCGCCCGCCGCCGACGCCAGCCCGGCGCCCGGCCUUGGACGGGCGCCUGCGGGUGCUGUUCAUGCUGGGCGCCGUCGACGACGCGGGCCACGCAGCGCGCGCUCGACCGCGAGAACCAGCUGCACGGCGACCUCGUGCAGGGCUCCUUCCGCGACUCGUACCGCAACAUGACGUACAAGCACGUGAUGACGCUCAAAUGGGCCGCGUACCACUGCCCCGGAGCACUUUACGUGCUCAAGACGGACGACGACGUCUUCGUCAACUCGCCCGAGCUGCUGCGCUUCCUGGCGCGCGAGCUGUCGCCCUGGGGCGCCCGCCGCCUCAUCCUCUGCGUGGCCUUGCCAUACAGCUACGUCAAGCGCUCCUGGCGCUCCAAUCGGCUGUAUCCGCCUUUCUGCGUGGGCUGGGCGGUGCUGUACUCGCCCGACGCCGUGUUCCUGCUGUACCGCGAGGCGCAGCGCGUGCCCUACUUCUGGAUCGACGACGUGCACGUGACGGGCACGCUGGCGGCGCGCGUCAACCUGUCGCAGACACCUCUUUUGUCGCUGGCGCUGACGCGUCUCCAGAUGGAGGCGCUGGUGGACGCGCCCCCAGGCGCCGCCCCGCCGCCCUACGCCGCGCACUUCCUCUUCGGAUCGCCCGACAUGCACGAGGACGAACUCUACAAACUGUGGGACUAUGUACAGCAAAGACGUUUC
This is a messenger RNA of Gryllus bimaculatus (two-spotted cricket), 1125 nucleotides long. The record is from the annotation of a GenBank genome assembly. Lineage: Eukaryota; Metazoa; Arthropoda; Insecta; Orthoptera; Gryllidae.